Messenger RNA from Lentinula edodes (shiitake mushroom), 3966 nucleotides. Its product is annotated as dynein heavy chain. Lineage: Eukaryota; Fungi; Basidiomycota; Agaricomycetes; Agaricales; Omphalotaceae. The coding region runs from base 314 to 3799 and encodes 1161 amino acids. Gene Ontology annotation, cellular component: dynein complex. The transcript has 12 exons. Gene Ontology annotation, molecular function: minus-end-directed microtubule motor activity; dynein light intermediate chain binding; dynein intermediate chain binding. Gene Ontology annotation, biological process: microtubule-based movement. The record is from RefSeq and is a predicted model, not a curated record.
GUUAUUUAUACGCUCGCAAUUUUGGAGAAUCCGCGGAGGAACUGUUUACAUUUGUUAGAUCUACAAGUUUAUCUCAGCGUCUUCGACCAACGCAGGAUCCAGUGACCGGCAGUGACCACGAACAUUGGUCCUUGAGGCGUCCUCGUUUAAGAGUCGUUGAAGAGUCUCCUUGCAUUGGGAUUACCCAAGGACACUUUCUCGAAGAUUGGCUUCAGCUUCCUUUGGCUUUUGGUCUCGGACAAGAUCAAACAACUCAAACAAGAGCUCUACUUCCAUCAAUCUGGUCCGUGACCAGUCUCACGAGCGCGUCAAAAUGGAUUCCUCUUUACAACCUCCAACAACUAAUGGUCAUUCAGAAACCCCACCAGCUGAACCCACAGCUCCCUUCUUCGAUCCAGAAAUAUUUCGCUCGUAUCUCCUAGCACUUCUGCCACCAGUAAUCGGUGCUCGGCCAUCAGACCUUGAGAGAAUUUUUGACACCGAUUUUGACGAGCGCGUUUCGCGAUUUUCCGGAGAAGGAGGCGAUGUAUUAUAUGUCGUGAAAGCCAAGGAUGAGGUUGAAGAUGAUUCCGAACAGACGUUCCAUUACCAGCUCACUCAACAUCUAACAUAUCACCCCUCACACGUCCUUACCCUCGCCCUCAUCAAGCGUGGUGCCACUCUCGAUCCCACAACUCCGCUAGCAACCCAGCUUCACUUUCUCAACCUAUUCGGAGGCGAGGAAACUCCGUACGAAAGCUUACAUGCUGUGGUGAGCUGCGGUGUCAAGCCCUGGUUUGAUGCCUUCGUUGGCGCAAGAGGCGGCGGAAAGGAUGGUGGAGAUACGAAGAUGGGGAUUCCCAUGACGAAGAAAAAGUUUGCGGAGCUGGAACUAUCGCUUCUGCACUUGCAGCAAAAUGUUGAAAUACCGGAGACACAUCUUACUAUCCAUCCGAUUAUCCAACGGGCGGUUGAACAGGCGCAAGCAGCAGGGACCCGGCCAAACUUAUCGUAUAUACCUACCAAGACUCUAAACGAUAGUACAUUCCUCAACUCUCUCCACGCACAAGUCAAUUCGUGGAUCAAAUCUAUCCAAGCCGUCACUAAACUCACUCGAGAUGUCGCUUCAGGGACAGCCUCGCAGGAGAUCAACUUUUGGCUCAGUUUAGAACGAGCCCUCGAAGGUAUCGAGGCUCAACUCCGGAGCGACGAAGUAACUAUGGUCAUGGACUGCCUACGGAAUGCCAAACGAUUCCAUGCAACUGUCAGUUUCAUUGCCGAUACAGGUCUGAAAGAUGCCACGGAUCUUGUACAUAAGUACAAUCAACUCAUGAAAGACUUCCCUCUCAAUGAACUCCUCUCCGCUACCGACCUCGACAAGAUCCAGGAAUCAUUAAUAUUGAUAUUUAGUCAUAUCAACCGAAAACUCCGACUUUCGCCGUACCCGAUUCGACGUGCGCUUCCUCUAGUGGAAGCCAUUUCACGAGACUUUAACGACCAAUUACUCCGUAUCCUCACCUCCCAUCGACUUCCUUAUACCCCUUACGACACCUUCGACCGUCUUCUCUCCCAGACCACGAGCAUUUUCCGAACAUGGGAUGAUCAAAUCAAAGAAUUCUACAAUGUCGCUCGAGAUGUGACGAGGAAACGUUCAGAACGAUUUAUACCCAUCAAAGUAGUCCCGGCCCAUGCCAAACUCCAAGAACGAACCCGCUAUCUUCGAGAUUGGAGAAAACAGCACGAGCAGCUAGCAAUAAUGACUGGUCCGACCAAGGGUCUUGGUUCGGUAGGGAUGGAAGUCGGUGGAAUGGAUAUGGAGGAGGAAGUCAAAGAGGCAUAUGAAGUCGUUAAGCGGAUAGAUGUGUUGGAUGUUUCUGUGGAGGGUACGGAGAUUUGGGUCGCAGCGGAAAACGCAUACAACGAGCGGGUGUCGAGAGUCGAAAACCAGAUUAUUGCACGGUUAAGGGAUCGGCUGGGCACUGCAAGAAACGCGAACGAGAUGUUCAGGGUGUUCUCAAAGUUCAAUGCGUUAUUUGUCAGGCCGAAGAUCCGUGGGGCUAUCCAAGAAUACCAGACACAAUUGAUCGACUCUGUCAAGGAAGAUAUCAAACAUCUACAUGACAAAUUCAAAACUCAAUACCGCUACUCUGAAGCUUACCAUAUGUCGCAAAUGCGGGACUUACCCCCCAUCGCAGGCGCCAUAAUCUGGGCCCGCCAAAUCGAACGCCAACUCCUCACUUACAUGAAACGUGUUGAAGAUGUCCUCGGAAAAGGCUGGGAACUUUAUGCCGAAGGCCAAAAACUCCAAUCUGAAUCCAGCGCUUUCCGCAAAAAACUGGACACCCGUCCCGUUUACGAAGCAUGGCUGCAUGACAUCAACCGCCGAAACAUGGGCGUAGAUGGACGACUAUUCGAGAUCGUGCGCUUACGUGGAGGUGGAUUCCAACUUGCAGUGAACUUCGACCCGCAGAUUAUCACCUUGUUCAAGGAAGUGAGGAAUUUGCUGUGGUUGGGCUUUCAAGUCCCGCAUGCGAUUACGAACAUGGCGAAGGAUGCGAAGAGGGUGUAUCCGCAUGCGGUUAGCUUGAUGGAGACUGUAAGGACCUAUGGGCAGACGUUGGAUUUGGUAGAGAAUAAUAGGGGGAUUGAGUGGUUAGUAGCGGAGUAUAGGAAUGAAAGCCAGAGGAUGAUUUCAAAAGGUGUUAACAUUCGAUGGGAUCAUUUCGUCAAUCAAUACGAUACCGGAAGGUUUGUUUCUAGUGCGGACGGGAGAGAUAACCGCCACAUUCAGUUCGUUCGGGAAUUUGCCAGUGUAGUAUCUGUACUACAGGACAAAACAAACAGUGUCAUUGAUUUGUAUAAAGACAUCCUCCGAGCGGUAGAUGACCUCGCUACUUGUUCAUACACGUCAGAGGCGUUUUCAGAACUUCUAGGAAAGAUUCAGGCUGCCAUUGACAGACUGAACUUGGAAGGUUACGCUAACCUUGAUCACUGGGUAGCUGAAUUGGACAAACGAAUAGAGGUCAUUUUACUUCAGCGGCUAACGCAAAUCAUCCAAGCAUGGUGUACCGAGUUUGAUCGAACAGACGAUGAAUCAAGGAGAGAUACUGUACGAGAGAACAAGCGGAGAGGCGAUAAGCGAAUGAAAGAGGAGAAGUUCAUGGAAUCACAUAUGACAAUCAAGCCUUUCGUCCAUGAAAUACGGAUACAGAAUCAGGUCAUAUUCUUGGACCCACCAAUAGAGCAUGCGAGAGCGGCUUGGAUCAAACAGCUACACGACUGGAUCGGUGUGGUGUGUCGACUACGGCGUAUUCAAAGCUCCCGGUAUGAGAUUGGGCUACAGAUGCAAGGAGCUAUCACCACUGAGACUACAUAUACCUCACUGCUCACCCAUUUCUCUGAUGACACCCUCCGACGACCUUUCGCACUCAUUGAGACCAAAGUCCAACAACUUCGCGAAUACGUCGCGAAAUGGUUUCAAUUUCAAUCAUUAUGGGAUCUCGAAGCCGAAUACGUCUUCAACCGUCUCGGUGACUCGCUCGCUCACUGGCAACAGUUACUCACCGAAAUCAAGAAAGCCAGGGCGACCUUUGAUACGUCUGAAACGCAGAAGUCUUUCGGUGUUUGCGCCAUCGACUAUGAGCAGGUUCAAGCACGGGUGAAUGCCAAGUACGACGCGUGGCAGAGAGAUAUUCUUAGUCGGUUUGGGGUAAAACUGGGUAAUGCAAUGAAGGAGAUGCAUGCGAGUAUCCUGAAAGCUAGGAAUGAUCUCGAGCACCAGUCCAUCGAAGGGUUGGUUGGUGGAUCUAGACGGUUUUGAAGUUCUGCCUGCCUUUUCUUUUCUUAUACCUUGAAUACAUUCUUUUUUCAUCUACUAUAUACCGCUGUAAGUUCCUUCAACGUUUUGUGCAUUCCGAUCUUCACUCUCAUUAUGUUUAUGUUGUCGCAAUCUUCUGCUCUUUGUCUUAUGCAUGCACUAUAGUGGAU